This is a messenger RNA of Aspergillus aculeatinus CBS 121060, 1352 nucleotides long. Its product is annotated as heme-dependent oxidative N-demethylase family protein. The coding region runs from base 1 to 1242 and encodes 413 amino acids. The record is from RefSeq and is a predicted model, not a curated record. NCBI's taxonomy places the organism in Eukaryota, Fungi, Ascomycota, Eurotiomycetes, Eurotiales, Aspergillaceae. The transcript is spliced from 4 exons.
AUGGACCUUCUCACAUCAACCGUUGAUGCCAGCAUACUAUACGUCGAGCAGAAUCCCUUCUCAAUCGUCUUCCUUGGCCAGCCAAACUCCAUUGACAAUGUCAUCUCGGAAGCAGAGAAAGCUGGGUACCCGCCCAUUGAGCCUCUCCACUCCUUCGACUGGGAGACUACCGAGCCACUGCAGUUCCGGCCUUUCAAGGCGAAGUAUCAUCUCACAAUGGCCCUCUCGAACCUCAACAUCUCCACCCUCAUCCCAAUCGACAAGACCUACAGAUCCCGACUCGCCUACCGCCAGUCCCUGCUUUCGAAAUACCCUUCCGUCGUGAUCGGCGUCACACCCACCGCCGAAACAGAGGGCAGCCUCGCCCACUCUGCCGUCCGCGAGCUCUACGAGUUUGUUCUCGGCGUAUACCUCCCCACCAGGUAUCCGGUGGUCUUCAAUUUGAUUGACUCUCCUAGCAGCAGCAGCAGCAGUCUAGGCCCAGAAAGCAGCACGAGUGACGAAAAAGAGGAGGGUGGUCUAACCGAACCGACGGCAACGACCGAGAAGAAACCGAAAUACCUCCUCAACAGAAUCACCAAUCAUUCCAUCCCGACAAAGUGCCCCACCUCCGCCCGCGAAGCCCUUACCACGCUGGGAACGGUCGUGGACGAGGACUUCCUGAUCCUACUGCCUACCUCGCAGGUGGGUCCACCGUGUGGUGAUGAAGAGAGAAAGGCGGAGGAAGACGAAUACACCCUGCAAGCGUACACGACCUUCUACCCGGCGGGAUUCGACACGCGGGCGAAACUCGGCCGCACGCUCUCCGCCAUCCACGACCCGGUGCCGCGGUACAAGGAGAAGCUGGAGAAGAGUAUGGACCGAUUCUUUGCCAGGCUGGAGGUCGGGCGGUUCGUGCAGCGGGUGAACUGGAGUGUGACGACGGGGACGGAGCUAUUUGCUGCGUUCGGGGGCAUCCAUGGAGAUACUACGAAUGAUGGUGGGGAGGAAAAGGGCGGGAAGGAUGGUGGGACCUUCCUGCGCUGCGAGCGCCAGACGCUCCAUCGUCUGCCCGAGACCAAGGCGCUGGUGUUCACCUUCCAUACGUAUACGUACCCGAUCCGGACGGUCAAGGAGGAAGGAUUAGGCGAGGAGCUGGCGCAGGCGAUCGAUGGGUUGAAGGGGGGCAGUGUGCCGGAGAUGUGGUGGUACAAGAGGGGGGCGGUCUGGGGGGAGGCAGUCAAGGCAUAUCUGCGGGGGUGACACAGUCUACUGCGUACAUGCUAGAGCCCAUACUAGACUUCUUGGAGAGUAUAAAGCAUAGAGCUUAUUCGUCGCUCGGAUAAGCAGAUACUGUCUGUCAUGAAUGCCCU